CAUUCGAAAUUUCCAUGAUUUUUUUCUCCCGAUAUCAUCAGGAAUAAAAAAUGAUGAGUUCUCACAUAUCAUGCGCUGCUCUGGUGCCCCUGGUGCUGCUUACACGACGCGAGAACGCCAAGUAUAAAAGCGGCUUUAUCGUGUACUUGUGCGACGAGACAUGUGCGAAAAUCGGACUAAUUUUGAAAGAGCGAAAGAGGAGCAGGAGGAGGUGGUGGUGAAUUUUGUUUCUCUUCGCUCCACGCAAGCUCAAUGUGGCUGUCACGCAAAAACAGCUGUCGCGGUGGUGUCGGAGGAUACAGAAAUGUUUUCCCGAGAAUCCUGAUAUCGUAAUAUUUCGAAAACCCCUGGGAGGAAAAAGAGACGGAAUCCAGUGAUGAUGAAGUUCAGUGAUAUCGAGUGAACAAUAACCAACGCGUGACAUUAUUACACUGGUCUCAAAGUUUUUUACAUUUUUCCCAAAAAUAUAUAAGAAAAAAAAAAUUUCCGCCACAUCGGCCGAGUAUGCUUCGUUAUUUCGAAGCUUAUGUAAAAACAUAACCGCACUAAUAUAAUAAGAUGUGAUAAAAAUUCCAGCUAUAAAUUUUAUUCUAAUAUUCUUAGGGGAAUUUAAGAAAUAUUCUCGAAACAAUAUAAUAUUGAUACAUUUUCAUCCCGAGUUUCCGGUGUGUUCAAUUUUUUCACAUAUGGAAAACGAACACCGCGAUCUCGGUAAAAAUUUUUUGUGCAAAUUGGACCCGUGAAUUCGACUUUUUUCUAUUUAUCGAAUAGAUGAGGUUCUACCGCUAUGAGCGAAUUUUAAUCAAUUGAAAAAGCCACAAGAUCGAAAUGCCAAGUUCAAACGUGAAAUAUGAAAUCGCCAGACAGGAUCCGGAUGGUUCGGAUUAUUACUUGCAACAUGUACCAGAAUUCCAAAACGCUUCACGCUGGGAAAAGUCCUUCUGGCACGGAAUAUUCCAGUCCAUUUUUUUAAUUUCCAUAUAUUUUAUUCUUUCCGUCGGAUUGACUUUUUAUCAACAAUGGUUGUACGAAGCCUACAAAUUCCUUCGUCCGUUGAGCGUCGUCCUUUGCCAUUUAGUUGUAAAAUUUCUUCUUGCUUUAUUAGUGAGAAGCGUAAGAAAAUGCGCAAAAGGGCGAGAACAUUGCCAAGUACCAUGGCAAACUAUUCUCUCGUCUCUCGCACCACCUGGAAUUGCGAGUGGAUUAGACGUUGGAUUUUCCAAUUGGGCCAUGUCUCUCAUAACUAUAUCUCUUUACACUAUGACAAAAUCAACCUCCAUCAUUUUCAUUCUUGGAUUCUCUGUUCUUCUCAAACUGGAGAAAAAAUCGUGGUCGCUGGCCGGAGUUGUGGUUAUGAUAUCAAUGGGAUUGAUGAUGUUUACGUACAAAUCUGUACAAUUUGAUCUUCUUGGAUUUUUGUUAUGUCUGUUCGCUGCUUUGUCGAGCGGUUUGCGCUGGACAAUGGCACAACUGGUGAUGCAAAAAUCCAAGCUCGGUAUGAGUAACCCUGUCGAUAUGAUGUAUUACAUGCAACCUUGGAUGUUAUUCGCCAUUUUGCCGGUUGCUCUGUACUUCGAGAGUGGUACAAUUUACGAUAGUUUGCUAACAACUGAUUGGAACAAUGCGAGUCAAGUAUUGUCGACUACGGCAGCCGUUUUAGCAGGUGCCAUUCUAGCAUUUAAUAUGGAAAUUAUGGAAUUCGUAGUCGUCACUUACACAUCUAGUCUGACGCUUUCUAUCACGGGAGUCCUCAAAGAAAUGUGCAUUGUGAUAUUGGCAGUUGAAUUCAAAGGUGAUAGUAUGACGGGUCUCAAUUUCAUCGGAUUGUUAAUGUGCCUCGGUGGUAUAGUAAUGCACGUUAUACAAAAAGUAUUAAAAAGUUCUAAGGACAUGAUGGAGAAGCUCGAAUUACAAUCGAAUUCCGUAACAACGAUCGACUCCAAUUGCGAAGAUCAAAUGGAUUCAAAUUUGCCGCUAUUGGCACAAAAAUCGACAUCACUUACGAACCUACUAAAUUCAAACUUUAGCUCGGACGAGGAGGAAGACGGGGGGAAAUAUACUGGUAAAGAUAAGGACGACACGACCCAAGUCCUCUUCGAUGUUUUACAACGCCGAGAACAGUCAUAGUGUUAAAUCCGUUCAACUUCGACUUAAGCUAUACAUUUUUCUAAAAUUAUAUACAUAUAUUCUCGUGAGUGCGUGCGUAUGCGUGCGUGUGUGUGUGUGGGCGCGCGCGAUGGGGUAUUGGUACGUCAAAAUGGGUACAUUGAUCGCGAAAGGUGUGAGAAAGAAUAUUUAUAUCGAGUAUUCUUCCGAUUAACAUUCCUUCCAUCUCAUUCGAGCAUUUUUACUCGUUGAUUUCUAGCUGAAAUUUUUCGCUAACGACAGAUUCUCAGCCACUUGAUUAAAACUAUUCUAAAAGCUUUGAUCAUAUAUUGAUAGCAUCGAAUUUCUUGUAUGAGAAUCCUUGCCGAACUCAUUUCGUAGCUGGAAACACAUGAGUACAUAUCUCUCAAUGACUUGGUUCUCUUUUGAUAAUGAUUCUUCUGUAAUUGGCAUUUUCUUUUUUGUUGAAUUUGACUCUAAAUGGAAAGCCCAUUUUUCAUUUUCCAAAACAAAAUAUAAGAGAAAGAGAGAGAGAGAGAGCGCGCUUUUUACACAUUUAUAGAUUGCGUAUCAACAAACGUGACUAUUCACUGUUAAUUCGUUUUUAUUAUUAAUUCGCUGGAGCGAUAAUUUUUAUUUCGUUGGAAAAAUAAAAUGCUCCAACAAAUAUAUAUAUAUAUAUUUCUGUACGCAGAGAACGAUUCCCCCAGUGGAAACAAAAAUAAAUACAUACUCUAGGAUUAUACAGAAAUGUUCCGUGUAUCGUACGCGUUAGGUGAAUCAAGAGUGUGCAGUUAUUGCUCACCGAAGGGAAAACAUGUUUAUUUCAAUAUUUGGGCUUUUCAUACAUUUGUCUUGUAAAAUUUGCGAGUAAAAUAUAUCUUCGAGUAUAAUGAAGGAGUAACGAGAAAAAAAAGGCUAUUACAAAUUUUUGGAGAAUCGAAAUCUAUGAACAAAUAAAUUUACUACUACGGA
This is a messenger RNA of Venturia canescens, 3081 nucleotides long. RefSeq names its product solute carrier family 35 member C2. Bases 829 to 2127 code for a protein of 432 amino acids. Lineage: Eukaryota; Metazoa; Arthropoda; Insecta; Hymenoptera; Ichneumonidae. The record is from RefSeq and is a predicted model, not a curated record. Gene Ontology annotation, cellular component: endoplasmic reticulum-Golgi intermediate compartment; Golgi apparatus; cis-Golgi network. The transcript is spliced from 7 exons. Gene Ontology annotation, molecular function: antiporter activity. Gene Ontology annotation, biological process: UDP-glucose transmembrane transport.